Molecule: messenger RNA, 927 nt
Organism: Octopus bimaculoides (California two-spot octopus)
Lineage: Eukaryota; Metazoa; Mollusca; Cephalopoda; Octopoda; Octopodidae
Source: RefSeq, a predicted model, not a curated record
UACAGAUAUGCGUAUGUGUUUGUGUAUACAUACUAAUGUGUAUGUAUGCAUAGAUAACAUCCUUCUGAAUUCGAUGAUUCAAUACAAUUUUGUUUCGACUUACACUUUUAAACUUGGAUCGUUUCGGAGGAGAUCAAGUUUUAACAUGUGAUCAGCUCAAAGGGAUCAACGGGCUCAAAAUACUAGCAUCACGAGAGCAACCAAUCGUAAGACGCAGCACUGUGAAAAGACAUUUCUAUCUUUUAAGAAGACAAUUCCAAAAUUCUAGUAACCAACAUUGAUAAAUAGAUUAAGGAGACGAAUCCUGGGAAAUCACUGACAAUGGACACCUGUUAUGAAAAUGAGAUAAUCUCACCCAAAUCAAAACAGACAGCUUUAAUUCAACUAAUAGAGUACAUGAGUAACAAACUAUCAAAGUACAACAUUGAAAACGAAGCUUUCGAAGAGGAACUGACUAGCGUUGAAAAAGAAUUGAGUAUAAAGAAGGAAAUCAUUAGUAAACACCGUGAAAAUAUGGUUCAAGUUGAUAAUCACAUCAAUAGUUUAACUCGUAGACUGACAGAGAUGUCUGUUGAAAUAGCUCCAUAUCGAGUAAAGUACAGUAACUGCGUGCGCUCUAUAGAACCUCUUGAAGAUUCCGUACAGAGAAAAUCAAAAGCAGUUGAGCAGUUAGAAGAAAAAUUGAACGAGGAACGUAAACGUGUCAAGAAAUUGACGGAACAGAUUGCAAGCAUGCAGGGCAAUCUUUUAAAAUGUGUGAGGACACAGCAGGAAGCCAGUUGUGACACCUAUAACGGAACUACUAUGUCCAAUGAAGGAAGAUCGAGCUUAUACAAAGAAAAAUCCAAAGCGAAUACUAAGAAGAUCUCAAUCAAAGAAUAACCAAACUUCUAACGCUGGAGAUGUACUACGGUGUCAGCUGUUCAC